AGACAGGAGAAGAAUCAGAAAUGGGUGGAAGUAAAUCCAAGAGAGUCGCGGACGACGGAAGAAAGAGCGCAGCUUUGGAUGAAAAUCUCCCAACAGUGGAACGCAUACGCAAGCACACGACCACACACUUCGGUUUCAGCGUGCUAAGUCUUGCUCGACGCGGCAUGGCGGAUCUCCCGGAGGAACUAUGGGAAAUAACGGAGCUGCAAAAGCUGAACUUAUCACUGAACUCUCUUCGCUCUCUUCCAGGAUCGCUGGGUUUGCUGCAAAACCUGGUGGUGCUUAACAUUUGGGGAAACCACCUGACCAGUUUACCACCAGAAAUCGGCCGACUGAGAAACCUGAAGGUGCUUUUUGCAUAUCGGAAUAACUUAAGCGAAGUUCCCGAAGAGCUUUGCAUGUGCAGUAAACUGGAGGUGUUGAGUUUGGCUAAUAAUCACCUCACCGGGCUGCCGGCGUCUCUUUCAGCUCUCGUGGGAUUAAAGAAACUCAAUCUGAGCCACAAUAACAUAACGCACAUCCCCGGCUGCGUCUACACCAUGAGGAACCUGGUGUUUCUGCAACUAGCGUGCAACAAUCUGGAGAACAUCGCCGAUCAGAUACAAGCACUGACGGAUUUGAAGAUCCUCAUCGUCGAGGGAAACUGCAUCCACUCGCUUCCCAAGAUGCUUUGCUGUUUGACUAAGCUGGAGCUUCUGAAUGUUGACUUCAAUGACAUCCAGAACGUUCCUGCGGAGAUGCACAAACUGAAGCGUCUGGAGAAGCUGGCGUGCCAUCCGCUGGAUAAAGGUCUGCACAUUAUGCACAAUCCACUGCUGAAACCCAUUAAAGAAGUGCUGGACGGCGGCCUGCAGGCGCUCUACUGCUAUCUGAAGGCCACGUGAGGGUGUGUUUAUACCCCGCUCUUCAAUCUGGAUCCGACAAGGUCUUCGAGAAGUGUCUUAUUUGUGUUCUGACUGAUAUCAGAGAGCGUGUGUCUGCCGGAGCUCUGCUGCUGAGGGGGUUUGAGGAACAGGAAGGGUUUGUUUGUUAAUAUCAUUACUAGACUCUUUAGUCUAGUAUUUACUUAAUAUCAUUACUAGCUCUUUAGGGAUGUUUUUGGAGCACUUUUGACUACAAAAAAA
Molecule: messenger RNA, 1124 nt
Organism: Danio rerio (zebrafish)
Lineage: Eukaryota; Metazoa; Chordata; Actinopteri; Cypriniformes; Danionidae
Gene: lrrc30a
Product: leucine rich repeat containing 30a
Source: RefSeq, marked validated